AUUUACAAUUGACUAUAAAAAAAGCCCCGAUUGGUUCCUUACCUUUGACACAACACAAAACUGGAAGUCUGAAAGUUUUCACUCUAAAUUAAUCACCACCCUACAACCGCCGUCUCCGUCGCGAUCGUCACCAACAUUGAUCUCACAAAAUGAGCUCUCCGACCACCUCCACUCAAAAUCAAAACCCUAACUCCCCACAACAAGACCCAAACUCCACACAACAAGAAGAAAAUCAAAAUCCACCGCAAUCAGAUAAUCCCCAAUCUCCAAAAACCCUAACCCUAGAAAUUCCCGACGACGAAGUAGAAGAAGAUGAAGAAAACCCUAAUCAAGACUCCGACUUAGAAGAUACUACCCCUCACUUUUCUCCAUCAGUUUCCGACAGCCACGUCUCCACCAUCACCACCUCCACCACUACUACCACCACCGUCUCAGUCUCUCGCCGCGGCGGCCACGGAAAACGCAAGAAGAAACGUUCCGUUGAGCUCCAGAAGAAGAAAUCCUUACAAAAGCUUGAGCUCUUAGGUAAAAAUUUGAAAAUUGUUCCUUUUAGACCUGUCAAAACCCUAGAUUUUUCCUCUCAUGAGUUUUUACUUAAAGGGCUUGGUUUAUGGGAGUUUGUUCACUUGCAAUUCGAUGUUGAUAAUCUUCGUGCUGAUUUCAUUGCUCAAUUAAUUGCUAAUUUUAACCCGAAUGGCCGGUCUAGUUAUGUGAAUGGAGCUAGAAUAAAGGUCAAUCGUGCUGAUUUGGCGCGCGCUUUGAGGCUUCCGGUGAAGAAGGAUAAAGUGGAAACUGUGUUGGAUGAUAAUGAGAGUAAAGAAUCUAUAGAAUUCGUUGAGGAACUUGUGUCGACUUGGUUCUUGUUAUAUGACGACGAUACAUGGAUGAUGUCGGAUGAAAUAUGGAACUUUAAUAAAUUGAUUAAAGAUGGGAACUUUGAUAAGGUUGAUUGGUCUAAGUUGAUUUGGUUGAUGGUUGAGAAGGAGUUGACUGCAGCCCCUAGUUUAGGGAAUUGUUAUUAUGCCUCCCAUUUGCAGCUUUUGAUUAAAUCACAGAAGGAUGAGUUGUUUAAGGAAGAAGUUGUUGAAAUGGAGGUAGAUGUUAAGAAGGCGGAUGAGGAGGCGGAAGAUGUGAAGAUAAAUGAGGAAAUCCACGAAGUGUCAGAGUUGGAGGAGCAUAACAUUGAAUUGAGUCUUGGUGGUUUGGAUAAUGUGGUGAAAGAUGACGAUGAUGAGAAAGAGAAGGAGGAGGAGGAAGAUGGAAAGGAGGGUGUUGGUGAUGGUGAUGGGGAUGCUAUGGAUUUCGAGGAAAGUAAGGAUGAUGAAGAACAAGGGCAAUGGCGAAUGAACAGCAUGGAUGGGGGUUUUCUGCAGCGUUGUGGUGAAGUUGGGGUUCUGGAAUGCGAGGUGCAAAGAAAACAGGAAGAUAAUGACGGAGAGGAAGAAGGAAAUGAAGGGGAAGGGGAGGAUGUAGAGGAAGAAGAGGAUGAGGAAAUGGGCUUCAAUAUUUCACCUAAAGGGGAUGGUUUGAGGGGCUUAAGUUCUGAGAAUCUUAUUGCAGCCAUGGAGGCAUCACAAAUUCCUUUUAGUUCAGGGGUAGAAAUUCAUGAUAAUGUGCCAUCCGGAGACUUUCUUACAUCUAUGGUUGAUACACAGCCAAUAUCUGGCAGUUCAUCACUUUUUAAUAAUGGUAAUGUAAACAAGAGAGCAAUUGAGCAUCUUGAGGAUGAUAUGCCCCAGCAUUCACUUAAUGGUACCAAUAAGAAAAUGAGGAGUGAUGUACCUUGGGGUAUGAUGAAAUCACCAUCUGUUUCUGAAGUUGAUGUGUAUUUCGACCAAAUGGAAUAUAUAGCGGGCAAAACAAGGGCGUUAUGUAAGGAAAAGGAGCAAACUAUUCAGGAAAUGAGUGUGCAGCAGCAAAUGCUGAUGAAUGAAUUGCAGGAGCGAGAUAACUAUAUUGACCAUUUGGUCAAGGCAAAGAUGGAGGAGCAACAGAAGAGACAGGUGGAGACAUACAGGUAUGAACAUGAAUUACAAAUGAUGGGAAAUCUUUUAGAAGGUUACAGAAAGGCUCUGAAAGAGACUCACAAGUCAUUUGCAGCAUACCGAGCAAAAUGCUCACUACCUGAAGUACCAAUUUACAAGGAUACUGGGGUUGGGGGUCUUGUUUUGAGCACCAUGGAACUGGAGAAGCUGCGUCUGAAACAAGAGGAAGAAAAAAGACUCAGCCGGUUAUUUAUUGAGAAGAUGAUCAAGGAAUUUGAAGCAGAGUGGACUAUUAAAUUUGAAGCAUGUAAUGAUAGAGUUGAGGUAUUGUGUAACAGUGUGCUCGAGGCUGAAAAGAAAGUCAGCCUCUUGAAGGAAGAUUGGAAAUAUAAAGUUUUAAAGAAGUUGGAAGCUGCUACAGCUGAAGAAUGUAUUACGCAUGAGUCUGUUUAGAGUUUUGUGAGAUUGUAGGUUAAUGGCAGCUCUUAUAUGCAAGUUGAAACAGCCCCCACUUUGUAUUACCGGGAACUAUAAGCCUUGGUAUAUUAUUGUUGCCACAUUAUUCUGUCACUUCUAAUAUAUGUUUCCUCAGUAGUUUGCAUUAAUACAAUAUUGUUUUUGUGUUUUUAUAAUUUAUGAUGUGAAUUGAAGUUCCCAGUUUCCAUCUUUUGUACUGUUCAUAUUUGACUCCAGAAGUCAGAUGAUUGUGAAAAUGUUAUAAAUAAUAUAUAUGAAUUUUG
Mercurialis annua (annual mercury) is the source of this 2725-nucleotide messenger RNA. RefSeq lists its product as uncharacterized. The transcript has a single exon. The record is from RefSeq and is a predicted model, not a curated record. NCBI's taxonomy places the organism in Eukaryota, Viridiplantae, Streptophyta, Magnoliopsida, Malpighiales, Euphorbiaceae. Bases 150 to 2438 code for a protein of 762 amino acids.